Molecule: messenger RNA, 1791 nt
Organism: Vicia villosa (hairy vetch)
Lineage: Eukaryota; Viridiplantae; Streptophyta; Magnoliopsida; Fabales; Fabaceae
Exons: 3
Coding region: 1-1791 (596 amino acids)
Molecular function (GO): catalytic activity
Source: RefSeq, a predicted model, not a curated record
AUGAUUGAGGUAUCGCAGGUUGACAUUGUAGGUACUACUAAUCAGGUGCCAGGCAUUUCGGGCACUGUGUCAAGCCCUAUUCAGAAAGUUCCAUCUGAGCAUACCGUAGUUUUACCCAAUGCAUCUGUUUCAGUUGGUGUGGUUCAACAGGUGGGCCCACCUCUUUUGGGCCAAGAGUGUGAUCUUGGAUCUAUUUCAGCAGGCCCAGUUUGUAUGUCUAAGGGUAUUGGAUCUGGGCUUAAAGAGGUUUUUAAUGAAGCCCAAUUAUCCUCUUUGCAAGCACAUUUAUCUCCUCUGCAUAUCACUCAGCCUCAGCAUAAAUAUGGGGAUUUUCAUCAAGGGAAUUCCAGAUUUUGGUAUGAUCAAGGCACAGGUGGGGCAUCUAAGAUAUGGAAUAAAGCGGCAGACAUGGGUAUACGAGGUGGUGGCGAUGAAGCGACUAUUAUUGAAGUAAUCCGUCAUGCGGAAUCUAGGGAGGCUGCAUUUUAUUAUCAGAAGGAAGGAUCUAAAUUGGGAAACCAAGAUGCAAUAGAUGAACAAUUCUUUGGCUCAGAGUUACUGGGCAAUGGUGAGGUUAUGUGGAGUGCAAAGAACUCUAUAGGGAUGUCAGGUGGUAUGCUGCUAUUGUGGAAUCCCGCAAUUAUUGAGGCUCAGGUUAGUUUUGAAGGGGAUGGUUUUGUGGGGAUUCAGGCGUUGUGGAGAGGCACUUGUAUUUAUUUUGUCAACAUUUAUUCAGCGUGUACGAUACAUAGUAAAAGGAAGUUAUGGUCUGAUUUGGUAAAUCUUAAAUCUUCUUUCCCUUCGGGCUACUGGUGCGUUGGAGGUGAUUUCAACGCCAUAAAGAGGUCUUCGGAAAGGAAAGGGAACAGGGCUCGUUUUAUUCACUCAGAAAUGCAGGAAUUUGAUAAAUUCAUCUGCGACAUGGAUUUGGUGGAUCCACCAGCGUUUGGGAAUAAGUUCACGUGUUUCAGUUGUGCGAGAGACUCUAUGAGCAGGUUAGACCGUUUCAUACUAUCUGAAGGGCUGAUUGAUUUGUGGGGAAUUAAGGGACAAUUUGUUGAGAAUCGUAGUAUUAUGGACCACUGUCCUAUUGCUAUCAGGGCAAGUGUUCUUAAUUGGGGUCCGAAGUCGUUUAAAUUCUUUACGGCUUGGACUAAACAUCCGAGUUUUCUACCAUUGGUUAAAGAAGUGUGGUCUUCUUCGGUUAUUCAAGGUCGUAAAAUUUUCUGUUUUAAAGAAAAACUCAAAAUCCUAAAGGCAAGGCUGAGAGUGUGGAAUGCUGAAGUGUUUGGGAUGCAGGAUUUUCAAAUUGAUUUGGCAUUUAAGGAGCUAUCUGAUUCUGAUUUGUUGGCUGCAGCAGUCCUGGAUGAUGUUACCGUUUCUAAUUUUCAGGAGAAUCGUAAGGAGGUGUAUACUCGGGUUUGGGAUAGGCUGCUAGAGAGGGAAUCCUUCAUUAGACAGAAAUCUCGGUGUCGUUGGCUAAAGGAAGGAGAUCGGAACUCAAAAUUCUUUCAUUCAUUCAUGAAAUUAAGGUUUCGUCGUAAUGCGAUUAUUGGUUUUAAACAAGGAGCCGAAAUGGUUGAGGAUGUGGUGGGGGUAAAGAGCGUGGCGGUGGAGCAUUUUAAAGAUCGUUUUCAGGAAAAACUCAUAAACAGGCCCGUUCUUGACGGGGUGACCUUCAAUGAACUCUUGCCUAUGGAAGCUGCAAGCUUAGAGGAGCCUUUUACGAUGCAGGAUAUCAAGGAAGUGGUGGAGGGAUUUGCGUCUUUUGCUGAAUACGUGGGGGGCUGA